Molecule: messenger RNA, 699 nt
Organism: Rhinocladiella mackenziei CBS 650.93
Lineage: Eukaryota; Fungi; Ascomycota; Eurotiomycetes; Chaetothyriales; Herpotrichiellaceae
Exons: 2
Coding region: 1-699 (232 amino acids)
Molecular function (GO): heme binding; oxidoreductase activity, acting on paired donors, with incorporation or reduction of molecular oxygen; monooxygenase activity
Source: RefSeq, a predicted model, not a curated record
AUGAGGCUCAACAAUGUGACGGAGGCCAACGUCAUUGAAGUGCGAGGUUGGGCGACUCGGACGACGCUUGAUAUCAUUGAUCUCGCCGGUAUGGAUCACGACAUCAACUCCUCCAAGAUCCCAACAACUCCCUCAGUCGGCAGUACGAUCAGCGUCCAAUUCUGUCCGCUCUGCCGUAAUAUUUUGCAGGAGAAGCGGGACACUUUGAAAUCGGAUCGGACUAAAUGUGAUGUGGGCAUCAUCACCGUCGCACUGAAAAGCGCUGUCUUCACCAACGGAAAUCUCGUAGACCAGAUGAUGGCUUUCCUUGAGGCGGGACAUGGCGCGACUUCACACACCUUUCCAUGGGCUGCAUGCGCUUGUUGUCGGCACGGAGAAAUCCAAACACGCUUACGCGAAGAGAUUCGUGACGCGGAACCCACGAUUUCCGCCGCUGACAGGCCCACCUUCUUGACCGCUUUCUGCAACGAAGUCCUCCGCUUCUGCUCAUCUGUCCCAACCAUAGUCCGCGGGGCCAUUUGCGAGACCACCGUGUCCGGCUACCGAAUCCCCAAAGGAACAACCUUCACCAUUUUCCCCGGCGUGACAAAUCUUGAUCCGGAGCUCUGGGGCCCAGACACAGAUACAUUCGACCCUGAGCGCUGGAUGCGAGAGAGCUGCGCGAGAGGGCUAAGCGAAUUCCCGGGGUGUGCGAAAUAA